CUUUUAUAUUUCUUGCAGAUGUUCUCUGUGGGGCCCGUCUUUAAGGGUAUAAAGAUGAUCCCUCCUGGACCUCAUUUUGUAUAUUAUAGCUCCUCAAACAGGGAUGGCAAUGAAUUUUCACCUGUAGUUGGCUUUUUUAUUGAUGCUUGUUCUUCGGGGGUAAUUGUUCGUAAAUGGCAUCAGCAAGAGGAGCGGUUAGUCAAACUCUCAGAUGAUGAGGAAGAGAGGUAUUCUGCGGCAGUAAAGAAACUGGAGUUUGACCACCAACUGGGGCCUUAUGAUUUGAACCGCUAUGGCGACUGGAAGAGAAUUUCAAAUUAUAUCACUAAGGACACCAUAAGAAGAAUCGAACCUAUUGGCGGGGAAAUUACUGUUGUAUCUGAAGCUGGAGUGGUUGACAAGGGUCCUAAGACUGCUGCCGAAAAAGCUUUAGCAGAGCAGUUGCAGAAAAGUAAGUUCUCAAUACCUGCUGAAAAGCCCCUCAAGCAGCGAUGUUACUACACAUCAAUUCCCCGUUUUGUCAAGAAUAAGAGCAUUUCAGGGCAAGAACUUACUUCUUUGAACCAUGACAAAACGCAGCUGCUAGAAGCAAUACUGGCAAAAGAUUGUGAAGGUUCAGAAGAUUUAAUUAUUGGGGAACUCCAGUUUGCUUUUAUUGCAUUUCUGAUGGGACAGUCACUUGAAGCAUUUCUUCAGUGGAAAGCUUUAGUUAGCCUCUUUUUUAGCUGUAUAGAAGCAGUAAGUAUUGAUAUAUUUCCCCUAUUACCUUUCUAUCAGAAACCUAUACAAUUUUAUUUUUUUAUCAAAGUCUUAUACUACCAAUUACAUUAUGGGCUCCAGAAAGACCGUUCAAACACAAUAGAGGCAGAAAAGGGUGCAACAGUGCUCUUGGAUGAAUCAUGGCUCUCCACAGAGAGUUUUCUCCAUCGUUUUUGCAAGGAUUUCUUUUCUUUGGUGCUAGAAGCCUCAGUCAUUGAUGGAGAUCUGCUGACAUGGACAAGGAAACUGAAAGAACUACUUGAGGGGACACUAGGAUGGGAGUUCCAUCAGAGCAGUGCAGUGGAUGGCAUAUAUGCAGAAGAGGAUGAUGAGUUUGCUCCUGUUGUCGAAAUAUUGGAUGACGCAAGUUUUGGUGAAGCUACAGCAUCUUAAAUAAUGGAUACCGGCAUUAAUGUGCCCUGGGAGUUCGUGUCAUCUAGUUUCCUCAACAAAUGUCUUGUUCAGAUGGUUGCCCAGGGAAGCCAAUUCCAUUGCAGUUCGGUUAGCCAAGGAGAUGGAAUAGGCAGGACCUUAUGAUCAUUUAUCCAAUGCUAUUGUCGCUUGCUAUGCUAUAUCAGUCUAUGCACCAUUUUUAUGCUUUGGUCCCCUUGUAUAUUCUCCUCUUUAAGCAAAUUUAACUAUUCACAAAAAGAAACAGAAACUGAAGCUCUUGAAUUUCUGCUUGCACAUACACAGAAGAUCAAUCAGGAAUACUAUUUGCAUAAUUUUAGUACUAAGAACCACCUAUAGAGUUCAACCAGUUUCCUUUUCUUUUUUUUUCAGCAAUGAUUUGCCGAGUGACUCAAAUGUCUGCCACACGGCAAUUUGAAUGAGCCCCCAUGUUCCCUAUUAAUUCCCUUGUUAAAUUUCAGCCCAAAUGGAGUUUGCCUCGUGGCAAAAUAAAGAUUUUAGUUAUCGGUAUUGAUAUGUCGAUAAUUGUCUCUAUCAAUUUGUAACCA
Messenger RNA from Macadamia integrifolia, 1718 nucleotides. Its product is annotated as protein AAR2 homolog. The transcript is spliced from 11 exons. The record is from RefSeq and is a predicted model, not a curated record. Bases 19 to 1152 code for a protein of 377 amino acids. Gene Ontology annotation, biological process: spliceosomal tri-snRNP complex assembly. NCBI's taxonomy places the organism in Eukaryota, Viridiplantae, Streptophyta, Magnoliopsida, Proteales, Proteaceae.